GAGACAAAAGGGAGGGGGGGGAAGCGCGUCGGGAACAUCCGGGUCAUCCGCCGCCGCCGCCGCCGCCGCCGCCGCCUGAGUCCGGGAGUCGCGGCCGCUCACACGAAGGACCGAAAGCAUGUCUGGCAUCGCGCUCAGCCGGCUGGCCCAGGAGAGGAAAGCCUGGAGGAAGGACCACCCCUUCGGUUUUGUCGCUGUACCAACAAAAAAUCCAGAUGGUACAAUGAAUCUUAUGAAUUGGGAAUGUGCUAUUCCAGGGAAGAAAGGGACACCAUGGGAAGGAGGUUUAUUUAAACUACGGAUGUUGUUCAAGGAUGAUUAUCCCUCUUCACCCCCAAAAUGCAAAUUUGAGCCACCCUUAUUCCACCCGAAUGUAUACCCUUCAGGCACAGUGUGCCUGUCUAUCCUAGAAGAGGAUAAGGAUUGGAGGCCUGCCAUCACAAUUAAACAGAUCUUGUUAGGAAUUCAAGAACUCUUAAAUGAACCAAAUAUUCAAGACCCAGCUCAAGCAGAGGCCUACACAAUUUACUGCCAAAACAGAGUGGAAUAUGAAAAGAGGGUUCGAGCACAAGCCAAGAAAUUUGCACCAUCAUAAGCUCCUGUCAUGCAGCAUCUUAAAGGAAGGGAUUAAUUUGGCAAGAACUUGUUUACAAAACUUUUGCAAAUCUAAUGUCACUAUGUACAAUUAAUAGUCACUUAGGGGAGGGGGUUAUAUGUGUGCCAUUUUUCCAUAUUCGCCACUUGUAUACAGUUCUAAAUUUGCUGAAUUGCCCCCAGUUUUUUCAUACAGGGUCUCUUCCUUCAGUCUUUUGUAUUUUUGAUUGUUAUGUAAAACUUGCUUUUAUUUUAAUAUUGAUGUCAGUAUUUCAACUGCUGUAAAACUAUAAACUUUUAUACUUCUAUAAAUUCACUAGUAUCUCCUAGUUUCUUUGCUCUCUGAUGCAGGCAUGCUUUAAACUGUUUAGAAGUAUAUUUUGCCUCUACCUGGCUGUAUGAAAAAAGCUCUCCACCCUCUUCCUUCCCUUAAUUUGUUUUCUACCAAUAAAGAUUUAGGUGGUUGUUGCUUAAAAGCCUCAGAUCCAAAGUCAGCCAGCGUCUUGAUUCUACGUCACUUCCUUUGUGUUUUGGCGUUUUGUCUGUGUUGCUGUUUAGAGUAAAUAAACUGUUUCUAUAAAGCUUU
This is a messenger RNA of Eublepharis macularius, 1180 nucleotides long. RefSeq names its product ubiquitin conjugating enzyme E2 I (gene UBE2I). Gene Ontology annotation, cellular component: nucleus. Gene Ontology annotation, molecular function: SUMO conjugating enzyme activity. The transcript has 7 exons. Bases 119 to 595 code for a protein of 158 amino acids. NCBI's taxonomy places the organism in Eukaryota, Metazoa, Chordata, Lepidosauria, Squamata, Eublepharidae. The record is from RefSeq and is a predicted model, not a curated record. Gene Ontology annotation, biological process: protein sumoylation.